AUGUCCCUCGACUUCCGGCCUUGCGAUAAUGCUCGACCAAAAUGUAUGCCUUGUGUAAAGAGCGGCCAUGCAUGUUUCAUCGUUAGCCUCGGUGGGACUGUUCCGGUUUCAAGAGAGUAUAUUUAUGAACUAGAGCGGCAUGUGCAAGGUCUCCAGACAGAGAUGACCGUUGUGGAAGGUCGAGAGGUGGACCUGGGACAUUCUCACUCCACAGCACCAGUGACGGAGAGCCCAACACCGACACGACCUGGAAGAGAUAAUCAAGCGUUGGAACCUUCGAUAGCAAUACAGAGUAAUGACGUGAUUUCAUCACCCAGUAUUACGGAGGGGGUCGGGAUCAGUUUUAUGAGCUUGCUUUUCGCUGAUGCCAGGUGGAGAGACCAAAACCUAAAGCUUUUGCAAAAUCUCUCCCAAUCUUCUGGCAUUCUGGAAACUUCGGUACAGCCGAAUUCUCUUCCUCCUGCUGAGGAAGCAUUAGUGGUGUUCAAUAACUACUUGAAUGGAGCCCAUGUGCAGAACCCAUUCCUGCUCCGCCGAGAUGUACAGAGGCUGUACCAUUCCGUCUUUUCAACAGGCCAAGCUGUGCCUUCCUCACAAGUACCAGACCAUCUGACAAAGCACGACGCCUUCCGUACCUUCAUGAUUCUUGCUGUUGGGUCGGUCAUGUUAUAUCGAUCCGGCGUUCAUAAGCACCACCCGUACGGCUACUUUCUCACAGCGUUGCAGUACAUCGAUACGAAUAUCUUGUCAAGGGGGUUGGAUUCUAUCCAAGAUCUAUUAUUUGUCGUGAGGUUCGGCAUCUAUCAUCACAUCGGCACAUCGAUAUGGGAGUUGACCACACUAUGUAUGAGGAUGUGCAUCGAGCAGGGUCUUCACAAAUUACCUCGACCGACUAUGAAACGCAAAAUAACUCUUCUGCAGGAGCAGUUGCAGCGCCGGAUCUUCUGGGAAUGCUACAUGAUCAGUCAGUACAGCUCGAUCACAUUGGAUCGUCCAGCUGCAAUUGCGGAUAGGGAUAUCCAAGUUGGGCUUCCUGCCGAUGCCGAUGAUGAAGAGAUCGAUGCCGCUGAGGCAUCUGGAUCGUUCUCGGAUCUGGACUCUUUCUGCAGAGCCACUACAAGGCCCACUACGACGGGGAACACCGAGAUGACGGUGUUUUUCUAUUGCCUGCGACUGCGCAAAAUCACUUCUAAGAUUCGGUCCAAGUUUCAACAAGGCAGUGGGUCCCCCAGCAGUGUUGGCCAUGCGUUGGCAAUGGACUCCAUCACCGCGAGCGGGAGGAUCUAUGCAGAUCUGGAGGAGUUGCUAUCGGAGCUCGAGGAGUGGCGGCGAUCAGCACCCAUUUUCUCUAAUCCACAAGGCUUAUACCACACGCAGGAAUGGUAUGAUCUGCUGUUAAUGAGGGAAAGACUGCUUCUAGUGCGCAAGGCAAUCGACCUGGUGCCGAAGCGGAACAAUAUCCCCCCAGGCGACCUCCUCUUGAUCUGUCUCGAGUACGCUGUGGGUACGAUUACGAAGUUCUGCCCUUUGUUUGAGCAAGGGAAAAUUACGUACACUCGGAGCUACUUCCAAAUGCUGUUCACUGCCGGUCUCUCGGUAAUGCUCUGGGUAUCCGUGGCAAGCAACCAUGAUGCAGAGACGAUGGCGAAGGCGGCCGAUGCGGUAAAACAGAGCGAAAAAACACUAAAGCAGAUGGGACGUGAGAUGCCGGAUGCGACUCCUUACGUGUCUGUCUAUGAGGCCUUACGAGUACAUGUGUUAGGGAAAUAUAAUGCCGCGUCCAGGACAACGCAGCAGACGGGAGGAUACCUUGGGCAGACCCAAUCUCAGUACCACACAUCACCGGGGAUUGAUGGUAUGCUUCAUAGUCAAAGCAUUGCAGGUGAAUAUCAUUCUGUCGAACAGAAUCCUUCACAGUUUGGGAACCACUGGCCGCCCCUACUCAACGAUUUAGGCACACAUCACCAGCUGGAUCAUGAAUCUUCCACCUAUGCUUCUCUUCUUUCCCGGGAUCUAUUCGGAGACAAUACAUUCUGGAAUGUGGAAGUAGGACUGGGCGAAUAUGCGUAUGGAGAUCCGAUGUUUCUGUUCUCGGGUGUAACAGAUGACAAUGUAUAA
Aspergillus bombycis is the source of this 2118-nucleotide messenger RNA. Its product is annotated as fungal specific transcription factor domain-containing protein. The transcript is spliced from 6 exons. Gene Ontology annotation, molecular function: sequence-specific DNA binding; zinc ion binding; DNA-binding transcription factor activity, RNA polymerase II-specific. Lineage: Eukaryota; Fungi; Ascomycota; Eurotiomycetes; Eurotiales; Aspergillaceae. The coding region runs from base 1 to 2118 and encodes 705 amino acids. Gene Ontology annotation, biological process: positive regulation of transcription by RNA polymerase II; DNA-templated transcription. The record is from RefSeq and is a predicted model, not a curated record.